Messenger RNA from Besnoitia besnoiti, 3069 nucleotides. RefSeq lists its product as uncharacterized. The record is from RefSeq and is a predicted model, not a curated record. NCBI's taxonomy places the organism in Eukaryota, Apicomplexa, Conoidasida, Eucoccidiorida, Sarcocystidae. The transcript has a single exon. The coding region runs from base 1 to 3069 and encodes 1022 amino acids.
AUGCAGUUUUCCGCGGAGACCAAACUUCCCGACGACAGCACACAGAGCGGUCCCCAGCGCCUCGUUUCUCGACGACACUUCCUCUCUUCUCUCUCCCCUCUGGUUCUUCCGGUCUUUCUUCUUUCCCUCCCCUUUGCCGCGCAGUGCAGACUGCCUCCCGCCGUCACGCCGCUCACUCCGAAGGACCUCGCGUGGAGCCCUAGCUCUCCGUUCGCCGCGCAGCUGAACUCAUCGCGUCUCUCGUCUCGGGGGCCGGCACCUGCUGCGAGACGGACCUCUGCUGAAGGCACCCGGAGCUCUGCUGAAGACACCCGGAGCGUCUCGCCGCGCUUCACGUUGCUGCCGCUUUUCUCUGCGCCGCCGCCGGCGUUUCUCGUCUCUCCCACGCGCGUCGCCUCGUCACGUUGGGUGCGCCCAGCUCACGCCCGCGCUGGGCUGUCCUGUCUCCACUUCGUCUCCGCCGCGCCUCGGUUUGCCUGUCUGUCCCUUUCGGCCUCGGCGACCCGCGCGUCGGGGUCUCCUCAAGCCCCGCUGGAGCUCUCUGCUUCGCGUCGAGUCUCCGCGCGCCUGGAGAGCCUGACUCUCGCGGCCUCUGCGGCCGGAUCCGCCGCCUCCUUCGCCGCCUCCUCUUCCGCGCCCUCAGCUGAUCCGCCUGAGAAGGGCUGGCGCGUCUUUCCUGACUGGCUGCUCGGCGAGUGGGCGCUGCGCGCGCUGCUGUAUGCGUCGCCUUGCGCGACGACUCCCUCGCGCCCGAGGCCUUCCAGCGCGGCGUUCGGGGGGACUUGCGGGGCGUUUCCUGCGGCUUCUCUCGCCCCGUCCGCCUCUCGGGAUUCGCAGUCCCCAGCCGCAGAAGGGCGCGAUGUGGAAAGCGGAGGAGCCGAAGGAGAUGUCUGGGAGGCGAGGGUGCUGAAGUCCGCCGCCGUAGAGACGAUCCAGAGGGGCGAGGCGCCUGGGCGUUGCUCUCGCGCCGCCGCGCUUCGCGAGGCAGAUCUGCGCGUUUUGAGGGCCUUGCGCGCGUCUCUGGAGCUCCCUCGCGAUCUCGCGUCUGCGGCAUCCGUCUCAGCGCCCGGCCUUGAUUCGUCGGCUUCAUCCAACCUUCCUCUCGUCUCGCCUGUCCCCCGUCGCGCUCGCCUGACGCCCGCGCAGCUUUCCGCUGUGGCGCGCGUCGUCGCGUAUCUCAGGCUGCGCCUCCUGCCCGCGGGUCGCGUCGAUCUCUUGGGUCCGCCGGCGAGUCGCCUGGCGCCUGCGGAGGCGCGCGGCGCCGCAGAAGACGAUCCCGGUGGAGGACAGGCACUGAGGGCCGCAGAAGAAGACAGAACUCGGCAAGAGACAGAGGGCGAGUCUGAUAAAAGGCGCGAGCAGCUGCAGGGCCCUUCUCCGGCCGCCGACGCAGAACGCUUGGGGCCCGGGACUGGGGCGCCCUCUGCCUCCAGCGAGGCCCUCCGCGCGGUGCCACUGCACUGGCGCUUCACCCCUGCGACGCGGCGCCUCGUCGUCGAAAUCGCUCUCCUUCCCUGUCUCCUGGUCCUGCGGAUGUCGUGGACGACGACGUGGGGCCAGGCGCUCUCGAGGACCGACCUCGAGCGCGCCGCCCGCGCGUGCCUCUGCAGCCUCCCCCGUCACGCCGCCGCGGAGCUGCAGGACGCGGGAGACCUGCUCAGGAGCUUGGACGAGGGCGACAAACUGCAGCUCGCCGCGGCGCUCGCAGGCGGCCUCCGUGGGCGCGGCACGUUGUCCGUCAGGAGUCUCGUCGCCGACGAAGGCAGCGAUGUCGAAGAGGAAGAGCUGAAGGCGUGGAAGGUGCAGAAGCCAGCCGCCGCGCCCUGCGACGUGAGCGAGGACGUGCCGUGUCGUUUGUCGGGUGCGGCAAAGAACGGCAAAGACGCGAAAACCGACGAGCGCGAAGACGCUAGCAGACUCAAACGCGGGCUCUGUCUCCUCAACCAGCUCCUCAUGCGGCCGCCGUCGCAACGCGCACCUCCGCGUCGCUCUGUCGCCUCCGUCGCCGUGGGCGAGGUGUACGUACACCUGACGAAGCCGACGAGCGGCAGCGCCACCGUGCGUAGGCGGUCUGUGUUGCUUCCGAAGCGCGGCGCGCUGCGGCUCCGCACCGGCGCUGAGCGCCACGCUUUUCUGCAGGACUUUCGGCUCCUCCAGCAUGUUCAGAAAAGGUUUUUCGAGGCUGGGUUCGAUGUCGGGGGUGGGUGUAGUGAUCAUGGGGUGCGGGGGAGCGAAACGCUCACGCCGGCGCCGCUGAAAGCUGCGGAGAAGGAAAGGCAACAGGAUGGAGUAGGCGAGGCAGCAUCCGUAGAGGCAUGUCCGGUUGAAGGAGAGCGAGGCGCGGCCAGGUCGCAGAGGGAGGGCUUACAGGCAGGACAGUCGAGGCUGAAUGGUGGCUCGCCGCACGGAGCGCAAGACGCAACUCAGAGAGGGUCCGCGUCAAACGGCCGCAGCCCCUUACACUGUGAUGCAGCGGGUGAAGCCAACAACUCACAGACCCAAGAGGGGAGGGCAGGCAGCAGCGCGUCGUACGACGAUGCGUCAGCGAUGAACGACGGCCCUCGAGGGACGAUUGAUGUACGGGCGUUAGAGAAUGUAUUUCAACAGAGGGAAAAGUACAUUCGGUCGCUCCUCCACGGCUGUAGCAGAGGCGGACGAGUGCGGCAGUCUGCAGACUCACGCGGUCGCGCCAUUCCCGUGGUUGGGGUCGCAGUAAACGCGAAACUCGUCGGAUGGACGCUGCCCUUGCCUUCUACCACGCGAGCGGCUCCCGCCACUCCUGCGGCAUACGGUUGCGGAGGAACGUUGACAGACGAAGGGAAAGAUGAGUCUGCAGAAACGAGAGAGGACGAGAAGGCGCGCGCAAUCGCUGCGGCGCGGCUGCACUGGAGAGUUUGCCGACGACUGGGAAGUGGUGUUUGGACACUCGAGCGAGUGUUGUACGUACGCUCGAGUAGACUUGUGAAUUUCAUUAUGAAGAGGGAGCAAAAAGGUGUAGCCCACAGUAAGCCUGAACAACCCUUCAGUCUCGCGAGAGCAGGCAUCCCAGGACGGGGCACUGCCGAGUAG